This is a messenger RNA of Eufriesea mexicana, 1143 nucleotides long. Its product is annotated as RAB6A-GEF complex partner protein 2. The record is from RefSeq and is a predicted model, not a curated record. Bases 1 to 1143 code for a protein of 380 amino acids. NCBI's taxonomy places the organism in Eukaryota, Metazoa, Arthropoda, Insecta, Hymenoptera, Apidae. The transcript has 6 exons.
AUGAUUGAGAUAACAGCAAAAUUAAUUAGGGGACCUGUAUAUUUUUCUGGUGAAGUAAUAGAAUGUUUGGUUACAUUUAGUAAUCCACCAAAUCCAAUUCAUCAAAUUUCUCAAAGCCACAGUGAUAUUUUUGAGAGUCUUGCAUGGGCUAGUGCUCAAGUUCAUUGUCAAUGUUCCACAAAUAGUAAAAUUGUCCUUUCAGAGAAACUUAACAUGACAGCUCAACUAGCAGCUAUUAAUGCAAAUACAACAUUUGCACCAUGGCAACAGGAUAAUGGUCAUGUUGUUUUAAAUACAAAGCCAAAAAUUUUAUUCUGUGAUUUAAGAUUAUCUCCUGGCGAAAGUAAAACAUAUAUUUAUCGAGAAACAAUUCCAAGUGAUGCACCUCCAUCUUAUAGAGGACAUGCAGUGAAAUAUUCAUAUAAAAUUACAGUUGGGACACAACGAGUAAACACAGCUAUAAAAUUACUUAGAGUUCCAUUUAGAGUACUUUCUUUGAGUGAAUUGCCUGAAGUAAGUGCUUGUAAUGAUAGUAUUGAUUUAAGCCCAAAUAAUCCAUUCAUGGAAACACAACACAGAGAUACUCCAUUAGAUGUUGCAUUACAAACUCUUCAGAAUUUAACAGCUAGACGUAGUCCAAACUUUUAUAAUAUUACAAAUGGUCGUGGACGCGUCGUGAGAUUUUGUCUUUUUAAAAAUUCGUACAAACUUGGAGAAGAUAUAGUUGGAACAUUCGAUUUUUCAAGCGCUACCGUUUCUUGUGCACAAGUAUCCGUUGCGUUGCAAUCAGAAGAACAUAUAUCAGAAGAAUAUAGACGAGGAAAGGCUACACCAACUUUAUUCAGUUAUAAUAAACAUCAUGAAAUGUGUAUGGGUUUAAAAUACUCUCAUUUAGUAUUACCUAUACCAUUACAUGUAACUCCAGAUUUUACCACUGAUUUAAUGACACUAAAAUGGAGAUUACAUUUCGAAUUUGUUACAACUUCUAAGUUGGUAGAAAUACCCAAUGAAACUACUAUUAAUUGGCAAGGACCAUUAAUUUUGGAUGUUGAAACAAUGAUUUGGGAUUUACCUGUUCAUAUUCAUCCCACAACUACACCACCCAAUACAGCACAACAAACAAAAUAUAGUAUAGCGAUAUAG